This is a messenger RNA of Actinia tenebrosa (Australian red waratah sea anemone), 1887 nucleotides long. Its product is annotated as thyrotropin receptor-like. The record is from RefSeq and is a predicted model, not a curated record. Gene Ontology annotation, molecular function: protein binding. NCBI's taxonomy places the organism in Eukaryota, Metazoa, Cnidaria, Anthozoa, Actiniaria, Actiniidae.
AAUUAUUAUUCAUUUGAAUUUAUCAACUUGAACAAGAAAGACACCAGUACUAUAGUGCUUGGUUGUACAGAUGUUGGCUUGAGAACGACCACAGUAUACAUGUCAAAAGAAAGAAUGAAGCUAAGGGAACUUACCGUGAUCCAUUACAUCGUACUAAACUUUGUUUGUGCAUAUGAUGAGUCACCAUUCCAGUGUUCGCCACGUUGUAUUUGUUUUUUGGAUGAUGAUAAAGUUCUGACUGCUAAAUGCAAAAUACAAAAUGGGGAUCAUCGUGCAAUUAUCCUACCAGAUACCGUUCAAAAACUUGAUCUAUCAAGUAGUAAUCUGACAGAAGUUCCAAGCCUGGCAUUCUCACAGCUGCAGAAUAUAAGUGGCCUUUCUUUAGCCAACAACCACAUUUCGAAAAUUAACGAACACUCCUUCAAGCACCUCCCAACCCUUCAAAAGAUGAAUCUUUCAAAUAACAGCUUGAGGGAAUGGGAUAUCGUCCAAAUAGAUGAUUUAGCAAAUCUCACAGUUGUAGAUAUCAGUGGGAACGCGUUCAUGCCUGACCAGCGGUUUCUUCGUCUGCCAAUGCUCAAAAUGAUCAUUGGGGUAGCCUGGAGAAAAGAAUGUGAAGACUGCUUGAUAGUCAAGACGGAGGCAGUAGAAGAAUCAUUUGGUCAAUCAUAUGGAUUCUGUGCUAUCAAAGAAACAAGUUUUAGUUUUCAUGAAGAAAUAGAUUAUGGGAUGUCCAUUUUCUUCGCCAAAAACGGGUUUUCACCUCAAUGCUUGUGUCAGGAUGAAAGUUGUGCUGAUACAGAGAUUAACAAACCUUACAACAUGAAACUAAACUUGAUCAUAAGGCAUUUAUUUUACGUGGAAUAUAUCUUCGGUUUUAUAGCUAUUGGCCUCAACUUUGUUGUAGUGUUAACGAUAGCGUUUUCUAGGACUUUGUAUAAACCGCCAUUUCUUCUUCUAUGCAAUAUUGCUUUAUGUGACCUUUUCAUGGGUGUAUAUACUGUUCUUAUUGGUAGAUAUACAGUUUAUGAAUUUAUCACGAACGAAGAAAGCUAUAAAGGUAUGGAUACGAUGGUGAAUUUGUAUUGCAGUGUGAUGGGAUUCAUCUUUACGACAUCUCAAGUAGUCGUGACUUUGACCUCAUUGCUAACUACCUUGGAAAGAUACUUCAGCAUUGUUUACUGUAUGGAUCCUUCCAAGAAGUUACGAAAGAAGAUGACAUCCGUGCUGAUCAUAAUGAUCUGGUGUUGUGGCAUCACGUAUGCUGCUUUACCUCUGUUCCGUGUGGGAGGACUUAGGUACCACGGAGAGUUUACUUGCAUGUUACCAUUUCUUGAUGGUCCAUUGAUAUCCAAUGUCAGUGAUUCGACCUUUGUGGUAGCUGUUUUACUUUCUCUGCUUUAUAUUAUCAGUAUAUUUUUAUAUUUACCCAUAUAUAGAUCUGUUAAAAAUUCUAAUGUAAAUGCUGGCGUUAGGAGAAAUGCCACUCUUGCUAAAAACAUAGCAGUAAUGAUCACUACUAAUUUCAUCUUUAGUUUACUACCACUAAUAUCAACAAUCCUCUUCGUGUACUGCUAUGAUCAAUGUAUGGCCAUUUUUGAGGUAAAUUCUCUAAAGCAACUACAAAUCUUUUUUAUAUGCCUAUCAUGGUUACCGAUAGUAUUACUCAGCAUCAAUUCCUGCUUAAAUCCUUUACUUUGCGCCUUUCGCAAUCCUAAGAUUAAGUUUCGUUUGUUUUUAUUUUUCAAACGAAUUAAGAAUUCUGUUUCAAAAGAGGAAAACUCGAACUCAGAUAGCUGUUGGAGAAGUGGGGCAGUUGGAGGGAUUGAAUUGGCAGACACUAAUAACAGCAUCCAAACAAUAGGAAUCAAAAACCUGGUUUAUUAG